CUAAAAUGAAUUCAACAAAUCUUAAAAAUACGGCUAACAAAAGGACUAUAAGUGCCUCUCCAUUAAGGGUCUCAUCACCGCAGGGCCGACAACUGACCACCAAAACAGGUCUGACCAACAACUCUGUUAAACAGGACUCUGUUGGCCAUAAACUCGCGUCGCCAUCGAGUGUCUCAUCACUCCGAAGGUCUACAAGAAUUGCGUCGACAGGCUCGGAAUCAGUGAAAUCGGACGAAUCCGAUGCUCAAGUGGUGCCCACCAGUUGUCCAUCAGUGGUGAGCCGUCCCUCUGAUACGGCCACCAGUAAUGAUGUGCCGACGGCUCCGGUCGUAAACCAACAGAAUUGUCUGAAACUGACGAUUCGUGUGCGACGAUUGAAUUCAUGCCAAAACAACGGACUAUCAAAUCAAAACACAAGCAAAAUGUCAAACAAUAGCAAUAUUUACGAUUCGGCCGACGACUCAAUA
Messenger RNA from Medioppia subpectinata, 467 nucleotides. The record is from the annotation of a GenBank genome assembly. Lineage: Eukaryota; Metazoa; Arthropoda; Arachnida; Sarcoptiformes; Oppiidae.